AUGAACGCCCUCCUCCCACGACAGUCGGCCGAGUCGGCCUGCCUUUUCUGCCGGCAGGGCCUCGUCCGACAGCUGCGCCAGCAUCACCCACGGCGGCAAUUGCAGCCGCAACAGCUGCAGCCACAGCAGCACCUGUUCUCGCUUGGCCGCAGCAGCAUGGUAUCGCCUGGUCCCGCGCAUCAGCGCCGCCGCUACCUGUCCAGCACCGCGGCCGCCCAGCGACCCCCGCCAUUUGCGCAGGCAGAGGCGACAUCGAACUCCUCGACAACAUCUUCAGCGACAAACCCCAAGACCGCAUCGUCCACAACUCCCUACACACGCUACUCCCUCUACACUGAGCCCACAUCGCCCAUGACUAUGCGACCACCGCCGCCGCCGUCGCCUGUCGUGCCAGUCGACUCGCCUGCGCCGACGGCCAAGGAGGCACUGAAUAUGCCAGUGGAUGAGGCACAGUCGGCCGCGACGGAAGCGAAACAGGCAGAGCCAAAGGAGACAAGCACCACAAGCACCACAAGCGCCGCCGCGUCCGCCGCUGCAGCAUCCCCGUCGACCACACCAACGACCGGUGCCCCCAAGAAACGCCCCUCCCGGCUGCGCACGCCGCGCAAGGCCGCCAUGCGCCUGACGCCCGCCGCCGUCGACCAGGUCCGCGAGCUGCUCGAGGGGCCGGACCCGAAGCUCCUCAAGAUUGGCGUGCGCAACCGCGGGUGCAGCGGCCUGUCCUACAACCUGGAGUACGUCGAGAAGCCGGGCGCCUUUGACGAGAUGGUGGAGCAGGACGGCGUGCAUGUGCUGGUGGACAGCAAGGCGCUCUUUAGCAUCAUCGGCACCGAGAUGGACUGGGUCGAGGACAAGCUGAACCAGCGGUUUGUGUUCCGGAACCCCAACAUCAAGGAGGAAUGUGGCUGCGGCGAGUCGUUUAUGGUGUAA
Molecule: messenger RNA, 930 nt
Organism: Sporothrix brasiliensis 5110
Lineage: Eukaryota; Fungi; Ascomycota; Sordariomycetes; Ophiostomatales; Ophiostomataceae
Product: iron-sulfur cluster assembly accessory protein
Exons: 1
Coding region: 1-930 (309 amino acids)
Biological process (GO): iron-sulfur cluster assembly
Cellular component (GO): cytoplasm; mitochondrion
Molecular function (GO): 2 iron, 2 sulfur cluster binding
Source: RefSeq, a predicted model, not a curated record